This is a messenger RNA of Selaginella moellendorffii, 3378 nucleotides long. Its product is annotated as U-box domain-containing protein 44. The record is from RefSeq and is a predicted model, not a curated record. The coding region runs from base 123 to 3251 and encodes 1042 amino acids. The transcript has 5 exons. Gene Ontology annotation, biological process: protein ubiquitination. Gene Ontology annotation, molecular function: ubiquitin-protein transferase activity; protein binding. Lineage: Eukaryota; Viridiplantae; Streptophyta; Lycopodiopsida; Selaginellales; Selaginellaceae.
UGGUGCGCGUUUGCACGUUCCUGCCUCCAGGGUUUGGCGGCCAACGAUCGAUAUCCUAGGUUAUCCUUCUCUCAAGCAAUGGAUUGAUUCGCGACACGGCGGCGGCAAUCGAUUGAUCGGCGAUGGAGCUAGGUAGUCUGGGCCAGGUUCUUGACCGGAUCGACAGGAUUUCCAGCGCGCCGCUGGGGAUGCUGUCCAAGCGCGAGUGCAUCCGGAGAUUUGUGGGAUUUUGCGAGCGGCUCCAGCCGAUUCUAGAGCAAUUGGAUGCUGGGCAGGACGUGGAAUUGCCAGUGACGAUGGCGACGGCGCUGGUUGGGAUUGGAAGGGAGCUCCAGAGGGCUGAGUCGGUUCUAGAGGCUUACAAGGAGAGGAGCCAGUUUUUCGUUCUCACGCAUUGCCUCGCGCUGACCAAGACCAUGGAAGACUUGACCCAGAGUCUUGGGAAGUGGAUCUCUUUACUAAAUUGUGGUGGAUUGUCGGAGCUUAAGCGGAGGAUAGAAGACCUUUCCACGGAGAUGCAACACGCUAGAUUCUACGUGACUGAUGCCGAGAAAAGCUCUCUUGACGCUCUAGAAAAGGAGGUCAAGUAUGACUUUCUCAUCGUGGGAGUUCUCUGGAGAGACCUCGCGCGGCUGAUUGGAGUAGAGCCGACAAAUUCUCGAGCAUUAGAAGAGCAAGUCCAGCUUUUGAAGAAGGAGGUGACGAUGGUCGAUGUCAGCAUGGAUCGAGAGCUUGAUCAGAUGCGGAACAUUCUCAAGAUCGUGGAGCAAGUUACUGCCGAGCCGCAGCUCACACGGAUGUAUAGCUACAAGGAGUCUGCUGAAGAGGAGCCUCUGCAACCGUUCGAGUCGUUCGUGUGUCCGCUGACGAAGCAGAUCAUGAAGGAUCCGGUUAUGAUCCAGUCGGAGCUGACUUACGAGCGCAGCGCGAUUGAGAGAUGGUUCAAAACCUGCGCUGAAGAGGGACGAUCCGUGACUUGCCCGGCCACUGGUGUGCUGCUGGCAUCCACGGAGAUGAGAAGCAACAUCAUGCUGAGGCAUACCAUCGAGGAAUGGUGCCAGAGGAACGCUAGGAUACGAAUUCACAAGGCGUUGUCUCAACUCUCGAAGAGCUCCUCCAUGAAGAGUUUGGCGGGUGUGGAGGAAGCCUUGGAUAGCAUUCUUAAGGUUUGUGGGGACGGGCCGGUGACUCAGUACAGGCUUGGAAAAUCUCACUUUACUUCCUCGGUGCUGGAAUUUUGGAGGAAGAGGGUGGCGGGUGGUUCACAAGUUCGAACGAAGGCGCUGUAUAUUUUGCAACGAAUUGCUGCUGACGACAUCGACAGUCAAGAGUGUUUGGUUGAAGCAGGAGUAUUGAAGGCCGCCGUGAGAAGCCUUUCGAGCAGCCACGUUUACGAGGUGGAGGGUGCUCUCAAGCUUUUGCUAGAGAUAUCAAAGAAGCCAGAGUUUGCAAAGCUGAUUGGCAAAGAGAAAGGAGCGCUCAUUCAUCUUCUCGGCAUUUCUUCGAACUCUUCGGGAAACGCUUCCCUAUCGGUCCUUGCGGACAGGACGUUAAGAAAUCUGGAACAAAUAGAUUCAAACGUUUGGGAGAUGGCUGAGGCUGGGCGGCUUGAGCCAUUGAUCACACGCCUUUGCAAAGGACCAGAAGCUACAAAGAUCGAAAUGGCCGAGUAUCUCGCAGAGAAGAUAUUUGUCAACAGCCAGAAAGAGUUUGUCGCCAGGAAAGCAGGAAAAGUUCUUGUUCAUAUGCUAUCAGCCAAUUCCAUGCAAAAAGAGGCGGCCAUAGGUGCGCUGCUGAACCUCUCAUCCCUGGAAGAGAACGUUCCAGUUCUAGUGAAAGCUGGCAUACUGCUCCCAGUGGUUGAAAUCAUCCUCUCAGUUCCAACUUCAUCGAAUCGCUUGCGAGGAAAUUCGAAGGAACAGGCUGCGACGACACUAGCCAACGUCGUCGCCGUCGCCGGCAGCUGGGAGACAGUGCAGAUCGACUCCGAAGGGAAUUUAGUCCAGUCGGAGUACUUUGUGCACAGACUCCUGGGGCUCUUGUCAUCGGUUGGGCCAGAUUGGAACAGCAAGCUCCUGAAAAUUCUUAUUGGAGUCGCUUCAUCACCACAAGCCGCAGAUAAUGCUGUCAAGCACGUCGUCACUGGAAACGGCAUCGCCAUUAUCCUCACUCUUCUCCAAACCAGCGAUGACGCGCAUCGGCAACAUCUUCUCAGCUUACUUAGUGUUCUUUCGGUCAGAGCCGGCAGAGAGAUAAGUCAAGCCAUCGCUGAAACCAGGCACCUCCAGAGCCUUAAAGAGAUAGUCAAGCUCAAGAACGCCGAGGAGAGCAUCUUUGCCGCGUCCAUCAUCGCCAACAUUCCUCUCACAGAGCACGAGACGAUCAACUUCCUCGGCCUGGAGAUGAUAAGCUGGAGUCUGGCCACUAUCGAAGAGCUCAAAACGCGAAGAAUGGGAUCAGCUCGCGUGACUUCAUCCAUGCUGGAGGCCCUGCUGGGAGUGCUUCUUCACUUUACUCGCUGCCGGGACUCUCAAGCGAUCGACGCGAUGAAGCAAAGCAAGCUCUUCUCGCAAUUCAAGCAGGUACUGCAGCUCCAUCAAGGCCGGGCUUGGGUGGCGAAGCAACGAGCAGCCACUGGACUCGGGUACUUGUCCGAGAGAGGCCUGAUUCUAUCCCCAGAGGUGAUGGCAAGCUCAAGCUUCAGGAGGAAAAACAACUGGAUGGACAACCUUUUCUCGUGCUUCUCCUCGAAGAACUCGUCGCUGGAUCAGGCCAUUCUCGCCGACUCGGUGUGUUCGAUCCACAAGAGACGGUGUGAUCCCGACGCCAACUUUUGCCUGCGAGAGGCCGGAGCCAUCGGCCUGCUCGUGGAGCUGCUCGAGGAGGACGAAGAGCAAGCCUCUGUCCAGAUCGCAGCGGUAGAAGCUCUCUCGACGCUGGUUAGCAGUGACAGCCUCGUGGAGGCCGGAGUCCGCGAGAUCUCGAGAGCGAGGGGAGUGGCGGCGUUCAUGAAGUGGUUCCAGACGCAGCGAUCCGGGGAAGCGCAGGAGAAGGGAGCGUUCCUGGUGGAGAGGAUCCUCCGGGUGGAAGAACACGCGCGGCUCUACUCGCUGGAUCAGGGGCUGAUCCGGGCGCUGGUGGAAGUUUUCAAGCAUGGGAGGAAUGGAGCUCGGAAGAACGCCGAGGCGGCGCUGGCUCACACCGAUAUGCUGUCGGUGGUCAGCGGGAAAUCUAGCAAAAAUCGCAGGUAACCACUUUUUAUGUUUUCUUCUAGAUGGAUGAUCUCUUUGUCUCGAGAUCUUAGUUUCUUCCAGGAUCAUGAGAUCUCUUCGUGUAAAUUCCUGUGGCUAUACGAUCAUACUAAGCUCUUUCAGAUGA